This is a messenger RNA of Magnolia sinica, 4740 nucleotides long. RefSeq names its product protein TOPLESS-RELATED PROTEIN 2-like. Gene Ontology annotation, biological process: regulation of DNA-templated transcription. NCBI's taxonomy places the organism in Eukaryota, Viridiplantae, Streptophyta, Magnoliopsida, Magnoliales, Magnoliaceae. The transcript is spliced from 25 exons. Gene Ontology annotation, molecular function: protein binding. Bases 1007 to 4417 code for a protein of 1136 amino acids. The record is from RefSeq and is a predicted model, not a curated record.
UUAUAAAAAGCGAGAAAAGAGGGGAGAAAAUAGAGAGAGAAGCGGAAGAAGAAAAACCGAACCCGGCGGCCCGCUGUUGUAGAGCAAAGGAAGAAAAAGCGAAGAGAAGAGAGAAGAAGAAGAAGAAGGAAGAGGAGGAGGAGGAGCAUCAAAACCCUAGAAAUCGUCUGUCUGUUUCUCACCCUCUCAAAAUCGCGCGUAAGACCGCUUUCCCCUCUUCAAAUCUCUUCCUUUUAUUUUUCCUUUCAUUUCUCGUUGUAGAAUCGCCUGAUUCGAAACUCAUCUCGGAAACCUCUGAAAACACGCAUUUCUGCAUCUAGAUCGGGGAAUCGAUCGCUGCGGCUAGCUUUUUCCCUCCCCUUUUCUCGUGUUCCGCUCGUUUUCUCGCGUUUUCUGCCUCGGAUCUCGUUCCGAGGCUAGAAAUUAGGGUUUUAUCGAGGCGUUUGGUGGAGGAGCGAGAGGGAGGAGGUUUUAGAGGUUUUCGCGGCGUUUUACAGUCAGAUCUUUGGGUUUUUGGUGAAAAUGGAGUGAAAAAUGAGGUUUCUCUUCGGAAGGGAUUGAUGGAACGAGGCUGUUUCUGCGUCUCUUUGUAGAAAAGCAAAGUCCUGUUUCGUUUCAGCUCAGAUCUUCGUCGUGGUGCGGUUUCAAGAGAGAAGGAGGUCUCUUUCAGUGUUCCUUUGCAUCCAGAAGUUUGCAGUUCGAUCCUCGAGAUAAUUUGGAGAAAGAAGGAGAAGAAAUUCGUUUAUUCCUCUCCUUAUCUAUUUUCGUCCUUUUAGAGAGAGCUCACGGAGGAUUUUUCAGAAGAGAAAGGAGGUAUUUUGGCCAUUUACAGAGGAUUGGUUGGAAGAGAGAAGGCAAAAGAAGUUCUCUUUGUUUUUGUUUGUUUCAAGGGAAAUCAGGCUGAAGUGAUAAAAGUGAAAGGGGUCUUUUCGAUACUUGCGUUUGUCUCUAUCUGUCGUUUGAUAUUCAGAUCUUUGCGCUGGAGCGAUUAGGUAUUCCGGGAACCAUGUCUUCCUUGAGCAGGGAACUGGUUUUCCUAAUCUUACAGUUCCUGGAUGAGGAGAAGUUCAAGGAAACAGUUCACAAGUUGGAACAAGAGUCAGGGUUUUUCUUCAAUAUGAAACACUUUGAGGAUCAAGUUCAGGCUGGUGAAUGGGAUGAAGUUGAGCGAUAUCUGUGUGGAUUCACAAAAGUCGAAGACAACCGGUACUCGAUGAAAAUCUUCUUCGAGAUACGGAAGCAGAAGUAUCUAGAAGCUCUUGAUAGGCAUGAUCGGGCCAAAGCUGUUGAGAUUCUCGUGAAGGAUCUCAAGGUUUUUGCAUCCUUCAAUGAAGAUCUCUUCAAGGAGAUCACCCAGUUGCUUACUCUCGAGAACUUCAGGCAAAACGAGCAGCUUUCCAAGUAUGGAGAUACGAAAUCCGCCCGGAAUAUUAUGCUCUUGGAACUUAAAAAGCUCAUUGAGGCGAAUCCAUUAUUCCGCGACAAGCUUACAUUUCCUCCCUUCAAAACUUCCAGAUUGCGGACUUUGAUCAACCAAAGUCUUAAUUGGCAGCAUCAGCUUUGCAAGAACCCUCGCUCCAACCCAGAUAUCAAAACACUUUUCACUGACCACACAUGCACCCCUAAUAAUGGAGCUCGUCCUCCUCCCACUAACAGCCCCCUCGUGGGGCCCAUUCCUAAAGCUGGAGCUUUUCCUCCCAUUGGCGCCCAUAGCCCAUUCCAGCCAGUUGUUUCUCCGUCUGCAAGUGCUAUUGCGGGAUGGAUGUCAAGCACUAACCCUUCUUUACCACAUGCAGCCGUGGCAGCGGGACCCCCUGGUCUUGUGCAGCCUCCCAAUGCAGCUGCAUUUUUGAAGCAUCCGAGGACUCCAACAAGUGCUCCAGGAAUGGAGUAUCAAUCUGCUGAUUCCGAACACUUGAUGAAGCGGAUGCGUACGGGUCCAUCUGAUGAGGUAUCGUUCUCUGGAGCAACACACCCCCCCAAUAUCUAUUCACAAGACGACCUCCCCAAAACUGUUGUCCGGACCCUUACCCAGGGUUCAAAUGUCAUGAGCAUGGAUUUCCAUCCACAGCAACAGACAAUUCUUCUAGUUGGAACAAAUGUUGGUGACAUUGCAAUAUGGGAAGUUGGUUCACGAGAUAAACUAGCAUAUAAAACGUUUAAGGUCUGGGACGUCACAGCUUGUUCGAUGCCAUUACAGACAGCAUUAAUGAAAGAUGCCGCAAUAUCUGUCAAUAGAUGUAUAUGGGGCCCUGAUGGAUCUAUACUCGGUGUUGCAUUUUCAAAGCAUAUUGUUCAAAUAUACACAUACAAUCCAACAGGGGAGUUGAGACAACAUUUAGAGAUUGAUGCUCAUAUUGGUGGUGUUAAUGAUAUUGCGUUUUCCCAUCCCAACAAACAACUCUGCAUAAUCACCUGUGGUGAUGACAAGACAAUCAAGGUUUGGGAUGCUGUAGGAGGGCGCAGGCAGUAUAUAUUUGAAGGCCAUGAAGCACCUGUAUACUCUGUCUGCCCGCACCAUAAAGAAGCUAUCCAGUUUAUUUUCUCUACUGCAAUUGACGGAAAGAUUAAAGCAUGGCUCUAUGAUUGCUUGGGAUCUAGAGUUGAUUAUGAUGCUCCUGGACACUGGUGCACCACAAUGGCAUAUAGUGCGGAUGGAACUAGGCUCUUCUCUUGUGGAACAAGCAAAGAAGGAGAUUCUCACUUGGUUGAGUGGAACGAGAGUGAAGGAGCCAUCAAAAGGACGUACUCUGGUUUUAGGAAACACUCUUUAGGUGUUGUCCAGUUUGACACAACAAGGAACCGUUUCUUAGCUGCUGGUGAUGAAUUUCAGAUCAAAUUCUGGGAGAUGGAUAAUACCAACAUACUGACCACUACAGAUGCAGAUGGUGGAUUGCCGGCAAGUCCUCGACUGAGAUUCAACAAAGAGGGAUCUUUGCUCGCUGUUACAACUAGUGACAAUGGAAUCAAGAUUUUAGCAAAUACUGAUGGCCAACGCUUGAUAAGGAUGCUGGAGAGCAGAGCAUUUGAGGGGUCUCGAGGACCAUCCGAGCCAAUAAACACAAAGCCUCAAAUUGUCAAUGCACUGGCUGCUGCAACAAAUGUUUCUGCCCCUCUAGCUGCCUCCCUUGAACGGUCCGAUAGAAUUCCACCACCUGUAUCAAUGAGUAGCCUGCAGGCUACCAUGGACAGCAGCAGGACAGCAGAUAUUAAACCAAGGAUUUCAGAUGAUGUUGACAAGACUAAAAGCUGGAAAUUGUCUGACAUUGUUGAUUCAGCACAGCUCAAAGCUCUACGUUUGUCUGAUCCCUUGUCGUCUGGCAAGAUUGUACGUCUGAUAUAUACAAACUCCGGGCUAGCUGUGUUAGCCCUUGCCUCUAAUGCAGUUCAUAAGCUAUGGAAAUGGCAGCGCACUGAUCGAAAUCCAUCUGGGAAGUCUACUGCUUCCGUCGCGCCUCAGUUGUGGCAACCCAAUAGUGGAACUCCUAUGACAAAUGACAUAAGCGAAUCCAACCCAGCUGAAGAGUCGGCUGCAUGUAUUGCUUUGUCUAAGAAUGACUCAUAUGUCAUGUCUGCAUCUGGUGGGAAGGUUUCCUUGUUCAACAUGAUGACAUUUAAGGUCAUGACGACUUUCAUGCCACCGCCUCCUGCGGCCACUUUCCUGGCAUUCCACCCACAAGAUAAUAAUAUCAUUGCCAUAGGGAUGGAUGAUUCUACAAUUCAAAUAUACAAUGUCCGGAUUGAUGAGGUUAAAAUCAAGCUCAAGGGUCACCAGAAGAGAAUCACAGGUCUUGCAUUUUCCCAGGCCAUGAAUGUGCUGGUCUCUUCAGGGGCUGAUGCACAUCUAUGUGUGUGGAGUAUUGAUGGGUGGGAGAAGAAGAAAUCAAGGUUCAUACAAGCACCGCCUGGUCGCUCAGCUUCACUAGUCGGGGAAACUAAAGUUCAGUUCCAUAAUGAUCAAGCACAUCUGUUAGUGGUCCAUGAAAGCCAAAUUGCCAUCUAUGAUAGCAAGCUUGAAUGCUUACGCUCAUGGUCUCCAAGAGAUGCACUAUCGGCACCCAUCUCAAGUGCAAUCUACUCAUGCGAUGGUUUGCUGGUAUAUACUGGGUUCUGUGAUGGUGCAGUUGGAGUCUUUGAUGCAGACAGCUUGAGGCUUCGAUGUCGGAUAGCACCCACCUCUUAUAUACCACCUUCUGUGUCAAGUAAUAACUCCGUCUAUCCUUUGGUGAUUGCGGCUCAUCCAUCUGAACCCAACCAGAUUGCUCUAGGCAUGAGCGAUGGUGCAGUUCAUGUGGUGGAGCCUCCGGAUGGAGAGUCAAAAUGGGGUGCCCCACCCCCUCAAGACAACGGGACUCUGCCGUCUCUCCCCUCGAAUGCAGCUUUGAGUAGCCAGGCAUCAGAACCUCCUACAAGGUGACUGUGGCAGGAACCAGGACUCUGAAAAGAAGCCAAACAGAUGGCCCUCUCGAGCAUAUGCAGAGGCGGUCUUUGUUAUUAUUAUUAUUAUUUUUUGUUCUCAUCUGACGCCAUCCAAUAGAGGGACAUCAUAUAAUCUUUCUCAUUGUAAAGUUUUUUUUUUUUUCCUUUUCUUUUCUUUUCUUUUUUAAUUUUCAGGGCCCAAAGAUUAAAAAUCUAAUGUGUACAUCAUCGUCAUCAGAUAUGAAACAGAUGGUUGGGGGCGUAUGAGGCCAUUUGCCUUUGCCUCUCACGUCCAUCGGUUUUAGGGUUUAUCCCUCACCA